Spea bombifrons (plains spadefoot toad) is the source of this 1514-nucleotide messenger RNA. It is a transcript of the gene RNF128, whose product is annotated as ring finger protein 128. Bases 156 to 1346 code for a protein of 396 amino acids. The record is from RefSeq and is a predicted model, not a curated record. The transcript has 7 exons. NCBI's taxonomy places the organism in Eukaryota, Metazoa, Chordata, Amphibia, Anura, Pelobatidae.
GUUUGUGUUGCCUGAAGUAGUAUCAGUUACCUUUACAGAGCUGAAACUUCAACCUUCACAGGAGGAUUAUGCACAGCCAGUCCAGCCGCCAGUAACUAUUCUGCACAUUUUUAUAUAGAUAUAUCUAUAAAAGUAUAUACUUCUUAAAAGAAGCAAUGAAGAAGAACGGACCCGUCAUUUGCUGUCUUUUGAUUACUGUUAUCGUAUUAAACGUCAAAGCUAGAGAUGCCGAAGCAAACGCCAAUGUGAACCUAUCCUAUUUCAGCUUCCAAAACAACAGCACUAUAUCAAAAUAUUGUGAAUGUGGCCUGUAUGGCUUAAUGUCCCCUAUGGGCAAUGCCCAGGGACUGGUGGGAAUACCUAUUUCCCCCAAUCUUCAAGGCUGCGAUAAAAACAGCAAGUUUUCCAUUACAACCAAACCUUGGAUUGCACUAAUAGAAAGAGGGAAUUGUACAUUUUCCGAGAAGAUUCUCCUAGCUGUCAGCAAAGGCGCAGAAGCUGUUGUGAUAUACAAUUCUCCUUCAAGUAAUGGCAAUCAGACCAUUCCAAUGGUGCACUAUGGGACUAAAGACACUAUUGCUAUUAUGAUUAGCAAUGAAAAAGGAAUGGAGAUUUUACAACUUGUCACGCAAGGCAUCCAGGUGACCAUGGUAAUAGAAGUGGGAAAGAAACAUGGAACCUGGAUAAACCACUAUUCCAUCUUCUUUGUGUCUGUGUCCUUCUUCGUUGUUACAGCUGCCACCGUGGGUUAUUUCAUCUUCUACUCCGCGCGCAGGUGGAGAGUGACAAGAGCUCAGAACAAGAGACAGAAAAAAUUACAAGACGAAGCAAAAAAGGCAAUCAAUCAGCUUCAGCUUCGCACCAUCAAACAAGGAGAUAAGGUGCUCGGGCCAGAUGGUGAUAGCUGUGCCGUGUGUAUCGAUACCUACAAGCCAAAUGAUGUCGUGCGCAUAUUAACCUGCAAUCACUUCUUCCAUAAGAACUGCAUUGAUCCCUGGUUACUUGAACACAGGACAUGCCCAAUGUGCAAGUGUGACAUCCUGAAAUCUCUAGGAAUUGCUGCCGAUGAAGAAGAGCAAGACACCAAUGCUGCAAUUGCUUCAGUUUCCAGUGAGCUCCAGAGAAACUCGACGCACGUAGAAGACGAGACCCGCAGUGAUAAUGCAUCCUCUGGAUACGCCUCUGUCCGAGGAGCUGAAGAGCCAGCAGAAGAUACAGGAGUAGUUUAUGACGAAAUAGACCUUGUAAACAAUGAAGUGCAUGCUACAGCAAUUGAAGUUCUCCCUCAGCUGGACAACCCAACUUUUGAAAGUGAAGAAAGCUACGUUCGUGAGAUGAAGUCAUGAUUUUUUAAUUUUUUUUAAACAAUAAAAGGCUGUACAAAUCUGUAUUUUUCCAGCCAGUCAAAUGACAUAUUUAGUCCAACUUGAAUUAGAGGUUGACCAGCAGUAAUUUUAUUCCAUUGUUAAUUUUAAAAAUAGUAAAUAUAUACCAUUAAAAACAUGGAAGUUAAA